This is a messenger RNA of Hyposmocoma kahamanoa, 3054 nucleotides long. RefSeq names its product vacuolar protein sorting-associated protein 4A (gene Vps4). Bases 131 to 1453 code for a protein of 440 amino acids. The transcript is spliced from 2 exons. Gene Ontology annotation, biological process: vacuole organization; endosomal transport. Gene Ontology annotation, molecular function: ATP hydrolysis activity; ATP binding. The record is from RefSeq and is a predicted model, not a curated record. Lineage: Eukaryota; Metazoa; Arthropoda; Insecta; Lepidoptera; Cosmopterigidae.
AAACAGCGAAGAAUUUUCGAAAUAAAAUUUCGACCCUAUUUAAUGAUAAUUUGUCUUUAAAAUUACGAAAUCAAACAUUUUUUUCUAUUUCUUAACAGUCUACUUGAUGGUAAAAAUUUAAUACCCAAGCAUGACAUCAUCAAACACCUUGCAAAAGGCCAUUGACCUUGUCACUAAAGCAACAGAAGAAGAUAAGAAUAAAAACUAUGAAGAAGCUCUCCGUCUGUAUGAACAUGGAGUGGAGUACUUCUUGCACGCUGUUAAGUACGAAGCUCAAGGUGAGAGAGCUAAGGAAAGCAUUCGAGCUAAGUGUCUCCAGUACCUAGAUAGGGCAGAGAAAUUAAAGGAAUACCUCAAAAAGGAUCGUAAGAAGAAACCUGUAAAGGAUGGCGAAUCCAACUCCAAAAGUGAAGACAAAAAGAGUGAUAGUGACAGUGACUCUGAUGAUCCUGAAAAGAAGAAGUUACAGGGAAAACUUGAAGGAGCCAUAGUAGUUGAAAAGCCUCAUGUAAAAUGGAGUGAUGUUGCCGGCCUAGAAGCUGCAAAGGAAGCUCUCAAGGAAGCUGUCAUUCUUCCUAUCAAGUUCCCCCAUCUCUUCACAGGGAAAAGAAUACCUUGGAAGGGUAUCCUCCUUUUUGGACCACCUGGUACUGGUAAAUCAUAUUUGGCAAAGGCGGUUGCUACAGAAGCCAACAAUUCAACUUUCUUCUCUGUAUCCUCUUCAGAUCUUGUCUCAAAAUGGCUUGGUGAAUCUGAAAAAUUAGUCAAAAAUUUGUUUGAUCUGGCAAGGCAACAUAAGCCCAGUAUAAUUUUUAUUGAUGAAAUAGAUUCACUUUGUUCAUCUCGUUCAGAUAAUGAAUCUGAAUCUGCUCGGCGUAUUAAGACUGAGUUUCUGGUACAGAUGCAAGGUGUCGGAAAUGACAUGGAUGGAAUUUUGGUGCUUGGAGCUACAAAUAUCCCCUGGGUUCUUGAUGCUGCUAUUAGGCGACGUUUUGAGAAACGUAUUUACAUUGCCCUACCAGAAGAGCAUGCAAGAUUGGAUAUGUUCAAAUUACAUUUGGGCAACACCAGGCACCAAUUGACAGAACAGGACAUGAAGGUAUUGGCUGCUAAAACAGAUGGUUAUUCAGGUGCAGAUAUCAGCAUUGUUGUUCGUGAUGCUUUAAUGCAGCCAGUACGUAAAGUGCAAUCAGCCACACACUUCAAAAAGAUAUCUGGUCCCAGCCCGACUGAUCCUGAUGUAAUUGUAAAUGAUCUCCUGACCCCAUGUUCUCCUGGUGACCCAGGAGCAAUGGAGAUGACCUGGAUGGAUGUACCAAGUGACAAGUUGGGUGAACCUCCAGUCACAAUGUCAGAUAUGCUGCGAUCAUUGGCAACAUCUAAACCUACUGUCAACGAUGAAGAUAUGACCAAACUGAAGAAGUUUAUGGAAGAUUUUGGUCAGGAAGGAUAAGGAAGGAAUGUAUACUAUGGUGUUUCAUUGUCCAAUUUAUCUUAAUCUUUUUGAUUCACAGAUACUUUGUUAGAUUUGCACAGUGCUUGUAUUGCACAUGAACAGGAGAUUAAUUUUUGGGGUGAUACAGCUUUCAAUAAUUUUAUAUCAAGAUGUUAAUGCAACAAGUAAUUAUUCUGUACAGUGUAUUAAUGGUUGCUUGAUUUUGUUGUAUGAAAUGACUUAUUUACAUAAUUUAAAUUGUAAAGGAAUCACCUAUGGGCCUUUAUCCAAGAUUUGUAUAUUUAAUUCUAGAAACAAUUGUGAAGUAGUUAGGUUCAAGCUGUACAAACAAAUUGACUAUACCUACCAUGCUUUGAAAUUACUGAUAAUGUUGAUUUGUAUCUAUUAUGUUUAUAAUCAUUUAGUGUAAGAAAUUACGUAAGUGAAUGUAACCUUAAAAGCUGUUUGCCUCCAAGUAACAGGGUUUAUUCUGCUUAACCUAGUGCAUGAAUAUUAUCUCACUAUUUGAAGUAAUCAUGACUUUAUAUGGACAAUACUGUUUAAUCAUAAUGUUAUUGUAAUUCAGAAAUUCGUGAUUAUUUGUGAUACAAAGUUUCGGCAUAAAAGGAACAAGUUGCAUUUUGUGUUUGUAUUUCCAAUUACAUUUUAUACUUUAUACUUAUUCUUUAAGUUAGUUUUAGGGGCGCUGUCAAAGCUAUGCGGAUUGAGGGGUUGUUUAGACUCGGGACAGAACUGUCAAUUAACUUGAUUGUUCAGGUUUUCAAACUUACAAGAUGGUGGUCAGCUCCAUUAUCUGCUACAGUGCUACCUGUUACGUUUUCAUACCUGAUUGGGAGGGGAGAGUACCAGUUCUUUGAUUAGUACAGUGAAUGCCCUAAGAUACCUGAAACCCUAAAUGUUCAUUUGGUUCUAAGUAGAUUAGUCUGAAGAAUGAUCAAUCGAACUUUAACCAGUAAGCCGUGAAAUUUUAUUAUGACUUCCUCAUUGUAUCAUUAGUGACCUAACGUUUUAUAAAACUUUUUAAGCCAAUAUCGAUUUUUAAUUAUAUUACAUAAAUACAAAUUUCAACCAAAAAGCUGGAAUUCCAUUUUCUGUUGAAUGCGUAAGAUGGCUUCCAGAACCAAAACAUCCGAUUGGGGGUGAGGUUAGAGCAUCGACUGUACUUCUAAAAUGUGGCCAGACAUGAGUCUUGUUAAUUUGACUUCGUAUAAGAGACGGCAUAUUCCAUGCGUGUUUUCAUCCGCUUUCUAUAAACAAUGGUUGUUUAAAGAUGCAUGUAGCGAGCAAAUAUUGUGAAGUCCACUUGUGAAUGUAGAUAAAACCGUAAAACUUUGUAAAUGCCCUAUUUCGUCUUUUGCUUAACUGUUUAUAAAUAUUAAAUAGUAAAAAUAAAAGCCUAUUGUUUUAAUAAAAAAAUUGAUAAAUUAUGUAAAUCUCCCAAUAAUAUUACUUAAUUACAUUUCUGAAUUAUUGUAGAAUGUAUUUUUUGUCAUUUAUUUUAUGUCGUAAAAUAAGGGUUAAUAAUAAUGUUUGAAAUAUAGGAAAUGUUUUUAUUUUGCGUAAUUGGUUAUCUUGGGAAAACGUAAUUGCAAGCAAGA